Messenger RNA from Paramuricea clavata, 261 nucleotides. Lineage: Eukaryota; Metazoa; Cnidaria; Anthozoa; Malacalcyonacea; Plexauridae. The record is from the annotation of a GenBank genome assembly.
AUGAAUGUUCGUCUUGCAGCACAAACGCUAAGUUCCUCUGUUGCAGAUGCAAUAGGCUUCCUAAAUUUGUCAAUGAAACUAAGUGAAUUCCAAAAUUCAGAUGGUACAAUGAAGUUUAUCCGUAUGAUUGACAGAUUGUUUGACAUGCUGAACUCACGAAGUCCUCUAGGGAAAGGAUAUAAACAACCCCUUCGUCCCGCAUCCAAAGAUAUCUGGACAGAAAUCCUGAUGUCAACAGCAACUGAUACUUGCUCGGUCUGA